UUUACAGGAACUAUCAGAAUAAAUGAAAAUAAUAACACAUUGACUGCUUUAGUCUUUUAGAUUCACUUCUGUCUGUUUUGUUUUGUCUCCAUUUAAAAGAUAACAAACUCUGAGCAAAUGUAAAAAGAAUCUCUGCACAUUCCACAGUCUUUGCUGCUAAAGUGACAUCACAGCAUUUAAGCAUGUUUUGAAUGAAAACAUCAGCAUAUGAACACAAAACUGAAGAGACACUGCAACCGUAUGAAAGCAGACCACUAUUUAGUGACAUUUCGACGUUUCCCUGAGGAUUAACUGCUCUGUAAUUUACCAAGAACUCAAUCAAAAUGAGUGCAAGUGGAGACGGACCACAAAAUAACCAAAACGGCCAACAGGUUAACACACAAAGGUUUGCAAAUGGAGAUCAGCAACCUGCUAAUGAACCAGUUAAUGGAGGCUUCGUGAACAAUCUGUAUCUCGCUCUCCGUGAUAUUUGUUGGUUUCUGCAUGAGCUAAUAGCUUCAGCACUGGGACAAUAUGAUGACUUCUACGGUAGCGAUGACGAUGACGAUGACAACAAUGUCAACGCUCAAAAUAUUAAUCUGAGGGACAAUAAUGCCAAUGCUGACAACAAUGAACAGCACCAGGAUCAUAAUGCUGUGGUUGUUGGUGGCAUUGAAAAUGAGGAGGCAUUUGAAGACCGUGUGGAUGUUCACCAGUACAUCCCAGAAGAGGACCCUCAGCCAGGUGUUUCCAGGAGGAGGUCUAGAGAGCUGGAUGAAGAAGAUGUGGAACCAAACAAAAGAAUCAGAUGGAGCGAUGAUGACUCUGACUUCUUCUCUGCCUCUGAUACUGAUAGCGAGGGCUGUCCUCAGGUUGGUAAUAUUGCCGAUGAGGACAUCAAUCAGCAGGUAACAGAAGAAGAACCGCAGCCUGGUGGAUCCACGAAAAGGUCCAGAGAGGAAGAUGUUGACGAAGAAGGUCGUAAUAGCAAAAAAUCCAGGCUUGCACACUCUGAUUCGGGGACCAGCUCAACUGUGUGCGACCACUCUGAGAGCAGCAGUGAUGAACUUUUUGAAGAUGCGCACGAAGAGCUUGACAACCAUGAAGCUGGAGGCUCGAGGAAGCGUUCCCGAGAGGACUUUGAGGAAGAAGAGGAAUACUUGCCGGCAUGCAAAUUUCGGAGGUGUUCAAAUGAGUCCAGCAGCAGCAGUGAUGAAGACUAAGCCUAUUUCGACGGGUUUCUUCAGUAUCCUUUUAGUAGGCUGAUGGCCUACUCAGGUGACCCUGAAUCCUCCAUGCUGCAAUAAGCUGGGCAUACACUGUGCGAUUUCUUUCAGUCGCGUUAUUCAGCUCCUGCUCAAACUGUACGAUUGAC
Haplochromis burtoni (Burton's mouthbrooder) is the source of this 1354-nucleotide messenger RNA. Its product is annotated as protein starmaker. Lineage: Eukaryota; Metazoa; Chordata; Actinopteri; Cichliformes; Cichlidae. The transcript is spliced from 3 exons. The record is from RefSeq and is a predicted model, not a curated record. The coding region runs from base 324 to 1202 and encodes 292 amino acids.